Messenger RNA from Suillus clintonianus, 607 nucleotides. RefSeq lists its product as uncharacterized. Gene Ontology annotation, molecular function: peptidase activity. The transcript is spliced from 2 exons. The record is from RefSeq and is a predicted model, not a curated record. NCBI's taxonomy places the organism in Eukaryota, Fungi, Basidiomycota, Agaricomycetes, Boletales, Suillaceae. Bases 45 to 308 code for a protein of 87 amino acids. Gene Ontology annotation, biological process: proteolysis.
UAGUAAUUGCAGCACGCCGCAGCCUAGCUGUGACUGAUGAAAGCAUGCCACCUACCCCACUGAUGAAUAGCAGCACGGGCACUGUUGACUUCAAAGUCGGUAACGAGACGUACCAAACCUGGUACAACAUUGUUGGUGACCUCAAGUCGGGCAAACGGCCACUCGUUACGCUUCAUGGAGGUCCCGGGAUGUCUCAUAUCUAUAUGAUAUCGCACACCGAGAUUUAUUCUCUCUAUGGCAUCCCAGUCAUCUUCUAUGACCAGCUCGGCAUCGGAAAAUCUACUCAUCUUUGUCAAGAGUACGCCUAACCACCAGGGCGUCCAGGACGUCACGACGUCCUGACAUAUAUAAAUGCAAGACAUUAGUAGUACCUUACUCAUUUUCUCUUUCCGUUUUUCGCCGUAUUCUAACUCUAUAUAAGACUAUGAACACGCGCCAACGCACCUCAGUCCCUUUGAUCGUGACUGAGGUGUGUAUCAUGUUUUCCUCACCCUUGUUUUCAUUAUACUCACUAUAUACAUUAGACUCGUUCUAGGUUCGUAUACUACAUUGAAUACCAGUCCCUUUGAUCGUGACUGAGACUCGUUCUAGCUCUCGUCUUUCCACA